AUGAUAAGAGAAUUAGGAAAUUUAUCCUAUGAGGUUCAAGGCAGUCAAGAACAAAACCAAGCUAAUCGACUUUCUCAUUGUGCUCAGUAUGAACUAAAAGGAUUUAAUAAAUUAAAAGGAGAGAUUGAUGAAAAAGAGAGAGUUAUUUGUCACAACAUUUUAAGGUAUAUUUUUAAUAGCUAUAAUGAAAUUAGCGAUGAAUUAUGA
Messenger RNA from Entrophospora sp. SA101, 207 nucleotides. Lineage: Eukaryota; Fungi; Glomeromycota; Glomeromycetes; Entrophosporales; Entrophosporaceae. The record is from the annotation of a GenBank genome assembly.